Messenger RNA from Closterium sp. Naga37s-1, 3384 nucleotides. The record is from the annotation of a GenBank genome assembly. Lineage: Eukaryota; Viridiplantae; Streptophyta; Zygnematophyceae; Desmidiales; Closteriaceae.
AUGACCGUCCAUCAUGCGACGGCGCUACUCGUGGCGGCCAUGGCGGUUCUUCUCCUUUUCCCUGCUGCACUGCCAGCGGCAGCGGACGCGCCCGUGAUGCUCCGCUCUUCCCGCCGCGUCUCCCAGAGUCUCGGUCUGUUCAACCUUCCGCAGUCGUGGUUUCGUAGCGGAGCGGCCACCACCACCGGUGCGCAGCAGGAACGCUCGCUGGUCGAGCAGGCUGGCGGCGCAGGCGGAGCACCCACCCAGGGCGGAGGCAGCGGAGCGACACACCACAAGCCCACUAGCGGCCCAGGCGGCGUCGCCCACAAAUCCACUGCCGCCGGCGGCGUUGGCGGCGCAGGCGCCGGCCAGGCACCCUCUGACGCCGGCACAGAUGGCGCAAGCGGCGGCCAAGGACCAGGGCCCGCCGGCAGCGCAGGCGGCAGAGGCGCCACCAAGGACCCCCCGACGCUGGCGCAAGCGUCGCCCACGGAACCUCUGACGCCAGCUGCGACGGCGACGGCGCAGGUGCCGGCGAAAGACCCGCCAACUCUGGCGGUGGAGGCAGUGCAGGUGCAGGCGAUACGAACCAAGGGCCCACUGGCGCAGGCGCGAGUUACACGGGCGAUCCAGGCGCCGCCAAACAAGGCCCCACCGAUUCCGACAAACCUAGUAGUGCCCCACGUGGCGCGGCAUCAUGGCGGACAGCGCGGGGGUCCCACGUCCGGAGUGCGCAUGCGGGACUUGGUGGUGUGGCGGGCCGCUAAGUUCCAGCGGAAGUCGCGAGAGGUCCGGGCGCACAUGGUGGCCGGCAAGGCCGCGGCUGCCGUGGCGCGUGCGCGCGCUUCGGCGCUGAAGGAUGCGACGAACGUGAAGUCUCCAAGUUGGACCAGCCUGGCGCGCAGCUGCGUGGAACAGAUGGCGUUGGCGUCGGAGAGCAUGGACUCGGCAGCAGGGAUGAUGGCGAGCGGCGGUGAGGACGUGAAUCUGCCGCGCAUCCACCUCUCCAGCGCCGUCACACUCGCGCUCGACUGUGCCGAGGGCUUCGACCUCUUUGCGCCGGGCAGCUCCCGCGAUCCUCGCGUCAACGCCCUGCAGAGAGCAGCGAUGGACGCGCGGGCGCAGGUGAUGGAGGCGCUGGGGCGAGCAGCGGACAUGGCGGCCAUGAUCGCAGCAGCAGCACGCGACGACACUGCUGCUGCUGCCGCUGCCGUGCCUACGCCCUCGCCCACUCGCCGCCGCCUUCUGCAAGCCGCCGGCGCGACCAGUGGUGGUGCGGAAAACACCGUCACUGACACUCCCGGCACGGCCACGGCCAUCACGGUGGCCCACCCCCACAACGCUAUCCCUGACACUGGCGCACCCGGCACUGGGAAAGGCACCGCCCACGAACACAACUCCACUGCACCCACUCGCCGCCGCCCGCUGCAAGCCGUCAUUGCAGGCAAGCAGUGGCAAUGCCAUCCCAAUGGCGAGGGCCGACCCCCACAACGCCAACCCCGAAACCCGCCCUUCUGGCAAUUCUGGAAUCACCCCUGGCACCGGCACCCCCGCCAUGCCGUCACUGCGGGCGCCAUCACCACCAGUGCAGGCACGGAGGCCGACCCCCACAACUCCAUCCCUGACACCACUCCUGGCACCGGCAAGGCCACCGCCACCGAACCGCACUGCAGGGCACCGCCGCCUUCUUCACCCCCUCCCCCUUCGCCUCCGCCUUCCCCUCCUCCUUCACCCCCUCCCCCUUCCCCUCCCCCUCCUUCCCCUCCCCCUCCUUCCCCUCCUCCCCCUUCCCCUCCCCCUCCCUCCCCUCCUCCUUCCCCUCCUCCUCCACCUCCCUCCCCUCCUCCACCCCCAUCUCCGCCACCCCCUCCACCGCCCCCUCCGCGCAUCACCCCCACGGUCACCGUGGCACAGGAUGGUUCCGGGAACUUCCUCACCGUGCAGGAGGCGAUCAGGGCAUACCCGGUGGGGUUCACGGGGCGCUAUGUGGUGUUGAUCCAGCCGGGCGUGUACCACGAGAAGGUGGCCAUCAACUCCACGUGCAAGAACGUCACGCUGCUGGGGCUGGCUGCUGCAUCCACCGUCAUCUCCUGGAACGACAAUGCUGCUGCCGGCAUUGGCACCUUCCAGUCCGCCACUGUUGGUAAGCAACGAUCCGUGCUCCCUCACUCUCUCCUCCCUGCCGCGGCCACCUGCUCUGUGCGUUUCUGUUUGCACUUCUUCUACCUGUCUCCAUCUUGGCUCCUCCUCAGUAUUUUCUCUCCCAGGGCUGGGAGGAAAGAGGCUGAAAGGGAAACGUGUAGGUACCGAUCUCCCUAUCUCCCUCUCUCUCCCUCUCUCCCUCUCUCCCCCUCUCUCUCCCUCUCUCCCUCUCCCUCUCUCCCUCUCUCUCCCUCUCUCUCCCUCUCUUCCUCUCUCCCUCUCUCUUCAUCUCUCGCCCUCUCCCUCUCUCUCCCUCUCUCCCUCUCUCUCCCUCUCUCCCUCUCUCUCCCUCUCUCUCCCUCUCUCCCUCUCUCUCCCUCUCUCCCUCUCUCUCCCUCUCUCCCCCUCUCCCCCUCUCUCUCCUCUCUCCCUCUCUCACCCUCUCUCUCCCUCUCUCCCUCUCUCUCCCUCUCUCCCUCUCUCUCCCUCUCUCUCCCUCUCUCCCUCUCACUCUCUCCCUCUCUCUCCCUCUCUCCCUCUCUCUCCCUCUCUCCCUCUCUCUCCCUCUCUCCCUCUUUCUCCCUCUCUCCCUCCUCUCUAUCCCACUCAGCUGUGGACGGGACUGGCUUUGUGGCCAUCGGCAUUCGCUUUGAGAACACGGCAGGGAGGGCUGGUAAUCAGGCGGUGGCGUUCAGGCAGACGGGCGACAACGCGGCCUUUUACGAGUGCGAGUUCAUCGGGUGGCAGGACACCCUGUAUGCGCAUGUUGGGCGCCAGUACUACCGCAACUGCUACUUCAACGGGUCGGUAGAUUUCAUCUUUGGCAACAGCGCGACCAUGCUGGACAGCUGCACGAUCCACAUCCGCGCAUACUCGGGUGGGGUGGUCACAGCGUCUGGUCGCACCAACUACACGGAGAAUACUGGCAUUGUGAUCCUUAACUCUGUCAUCCAAGGUGACCUCGUUAACAAGACAUUCCUCGGGCGUCCCUGGAAGCCCUACGCAAGAGUGGCUGUCAUCAACUCCACAAUCAGUAAUGUGCUGAAUACAACUGGCUGGCUGGACUGGUUGGGUACAGUGUAUACCACUUCCACGUUCAUCGAGCAGGGCAACAGUGGGCCGGGGUCUGUGGGGCCGCGCAUAGCGUGGGCUCUGCCGGGCAUCGUCACUGACCCUGACCAGGUCGCCAUGUACUACCCCAACAGUUUUCUAGCACCCUUCUCCACCAUCGCCAACCUCAUUCCCUUCUCCUGGCUCUGA